AUAUUAAAACUAGUUGCAGAGAUAAACUUAAAGUAGCACAAAGAAUCUAUAAAUUGACUGGGAUCAUGUUAUCCUUUGGUGCUUUAAACGCUUUGUCAACUGCAGAAGAUAGUAGCGUGGGUAUUUUUUAUGAAGUCAAACAGGAGGAACAGGAAGCAGAAGCUCUGGAAAUGUACAAUGAAGCAUUGAGACUAUAUUGUAACGAUGAGUUCAGCCCUGCAGAGAAACUUUUUUCAAAUGUUUUGCAAACUGAUCUUAUAAUUCAGGCUCCUGAAUCAAUAGCAGAUGGAGAAAAUUUAGUUAACAGCCCAGCUUUAUUUUUAAAGUACAAUGUUUUGAAAAAUUUAGCUCGUAUUUAUGAGAAACUUCAGGACAAUGAAAAAGCAUUAGACUUCUAUUUAAAUGCUUCUGUUGUUGAUGAAACAGAUGUAAAUUUAUGGCUAACAAUUGCUUCUAUAGCUAAGAAAGUUCUCAACAUACGAUUGGAAAGGUUUGCUUAUGAAAAGGGUUUAAUAUGCAGCCCUAACAAUUGGCCUUGUCUGGACAAUCUAAUCAGUACACUGUAUAUUUUGGGGGAUUAUGCAGCUUGUCUAGAUUUAAUUAACCGAGCUUUUCAAAGAAAUGACAGUUAUGUCAAAGGUCAUGCAUUCAGAGAUCAAAUUUUUAAAGAGGAACCUCAUUUUAAAAAUGAUUGCCUUGAACUCGAAUAUUUAUUUGCAGAAGAUCAAUUCAACAACUCAGAUAAAUAUCAGGAUUUUAUAGAAGAAGCUUUAGUAAUUCGAGGAAAAAGAACACUAUCUGCUAAACGUGAUGAAAUACAAGAGGAAAAGUUUACAAAACCGUUUAUUUAUUACACAUGGGUAAAUUUUGGUGAGUGUUUGUUGUGUUUGUACAAUGAUUUGGUAACUAGAACAGAGUGCAAGUCUUUGGCAGCAAGAGUUGAUCUUAUGAAAUAUUAUAAAACUAAAGAACAACAAAAUGGGCUAUUAAUUCCUUCAGCAGAAAUGUUUAUAAAAAAAGGAUACAAAACUGGAACAAAAGAGCUUGAAAGUAAAAAGCGUCGAAAAUUAAGUGGACAACAAGAAGCCACUGAGCCACAACCCAAAAGAAGAUCUGCCAGAGUUAAGAUUUCAAAGCGUAAAGAAAUAGAUGUUAACUGGAGUGAUUUAAUCAGUUCCUUUCUACCUUCUUCGCUUAAAUCUGAUACUUCCACUGAUACUGACUGUUCACAAGAUAGUCUUACAGACUCGUUUCCUGGAAAAUUGAUAAGCCAAGCAAGCAAUAUUGAGUCAUUCAAAAAAGAACUUGUUGCUGUUUCUGAUUUUGUGAACAGUAAAGUUUCAAACAACGGCUGUAUUGAUCUUUUUGGAGCAUAUUUGUUAGCUAUUGUGAAGUUCUAUGAGCAGCAACAACAAUGGCAACAGGAGUUAAGCAGCAUUUUUGUUAAUAUUUAUAAGAAAUACAGAAAACAUGCAUCUUGGCCUAAUUUAUUCAGUUUGCCCUCAUUUAAUGAAACAGAAAAAGCGGAUUUAGGAAAGAUGAUUCUUUUUGCUUUGGAGUUAGAACUUGAGCAAUUGAUCAUGAUGAUGGAAACAGAAAAAAGAGAAUCACCUGCAUCUUCUCCUUUAAAAAGUUUGAACAGCAGAAAAUUAAUAGCAACAGAUUUUUUGAUUGAUUUUCAUUAUUUAUCUUUUUUGGGUGCACAUAAUUCUAUAAUAGCUGAACAAGAUUUUAAAUUUAGAACAAGAUUUUAUUGGCUUCAUGCAAAUUAUUGCAUUAUGCAAAAUGAAAUUGUUCAAGCUGUGAAUGCUCUGAAUAAUUGUGCUUAUACCUUAUCAAUUGCAUCAUUAGAAGAAAUAUCUAUAUCAAAUUGUUGCAAAGAUAAUAUUAUCAAUCAACGAACAAUUAUGAAGAAAUUAGAAUUUGUACAGCAAAGUCAAACACUUGAUGAGAUUCAGGUUACUUUUAAUGCUGGAAAAUAUGAAGAAGUUAUUGAUCUUUUAAAGUUAGCACUCAAUGAAAAGAUAGGAAAAACAGGUUUAACCACAGAAAGGCCUUUACAACUUGUUCUCUUGCUUGAAUCCUAUUUGAAAACUGGGCAAAUUAGGAAUUGCAUAGAAUGUUGUUUAAUUGCAUUAAAUGAAGCAGUUGCUUCUGGUAUAUCUGAUCUUUGGAGAGUUCAUUUGAAUCAUUUGCUUGUUCUUGUUUUUGACUGUUUUUCAGAUGUACUGUUCCAUUAUGAUUAUUUGUUAUUGAAAGACAAACAAGUAUUUGCUGACAGCUUUAUAAAGAUUAUAGAGAUAUCAAUGACAAUUGAGCAAAUUGAGAAUCAUUGUGUUUCAACCUUGCCUUGGAUACUGCUUCAUAAACUUUUAAAAUUUGAUUUGUGUUUGAACAAAGAAAAUACUGGUCAUUCUUUAAUUGAGUUCUUAAGAACAGCUCAUGAUUAUCUAGGAAGAAAACACUGGUGUUGUCAUGACAAAGGAAUGUUUCUUCAGUAUUUUAUUAAAGAACUGCAAGAAAUGAACACAUACGAUUUAAAAUUGCAUGAAAAAGAGGUGUUUCUUAAAGAUAUGGAACAAUGUCUUUAUUGUUUAUAUGGUGACCCAUGUAGAAAAUCUAAAUCAAAAGUACUUGUUGAUCAUAACGACGCUCCUAUAACACUAAACUGGUCAAAUGCAAAAGUUUUGUAUGACUUUUAUAAGCCAAAUGAAUUACCUCAGUUUGAUCUUCGAGCUAACACCAUUACUCCUGAGGUUCAAAAUGUCUUCAGAAAAAUUGUUGCUAUUGUUCCAAAGAAAGAUAUAGAAGCAAUACCAUUUGAAGAACUGGUAUUAUAUAUUGAAGGUGGCAGAGAUUUUCCUGAGAUAGUUGAGAAACAAAAUGAAACUCCUGAUUUGUUUUAUUACCUUGGAGAUUUUUAUUUCAAAAAUAAAGAAUUUAGUAAAGCUCUUAAAUUUUAUAUGCAUGAUGUGAGCAUUAAUCCAAAUCGAUUUCAAUCAUGGGCAGCUAUGGCACUUGCUAGAGGAUCACGUCUUGAAGAAAAAAUAAAUCAGUGCGAUCUCAAAAGUGACAGUGUUAUGAGAAAACAUAUAACAACAACUUUGAGAUGCUUUGAAAAAGCAGUAUCAAUUAAUAAUGAAAAGUGUGUUAUUCUGGAAGAGUAUGGGCAAACAGCUUAUAUGUUAAAUUCAUAUGCAUCUAAACGUCUAAAAGAGGGAACUCAAGAAGGGAAACAUGAUUUACCAACAAAUGAAUAUUAUUUAAAAAUGAAAAACGAUAUGUUAAAUCUUUCUUUUAAAUGUUUUAAUGAAGCCCUACAGAAAGCAAGUGGUUGUGAAAAUGAACAGUGGCUUCAUUACUAUAUGUUAGGAAAAGCAUCAGAAAAGCUAAAGCUAUCACCUGAUCAGUAUUUGGAGUUUUACCAAAAGUCACUGCGUGAACUUUAUAAAAAUGGUGGUCAAUUUCAAAAAAAAAUAUCUUAUCACGGUGCACCACAAUACUCUAUCGAAGUUGUUGAGUUGUUUUUUCGGAUUCAUGCAUCAAUUUUAAAGGUGUUGAUGUACAUGGUAAAUAUUGAAUAUGAUAUAUUGGAGAAGCAUUUAAAUUUGGCUUGUUGUCAAGCAGUUUAUCGAGAAAUUAAUGAUGAUAUUCAUAAAUACAAUGUUUUCACUCCUGAUGCACCCACUCCUGAUGCAGAUAGCAAUAAAUAUUUUAUAAAAACUCAAAGCAUCUUGCAGCUGUCAGGAAAUAAUUAUUUGCAAAAUUCAUUAUCAAAAACAUGUUUUUUUAUUAAGCCAGAUAAAACUCUUCUAAAUGACGUUGAUUUUGAAGUUAGUUUGCUUAUUCAAGAUAUUCUUCUAAAAAUUGAGAGUAAUUUAAUUUCUGAAAGUAAUAAGUUAUUGCUUAAAUCUAAAGAUUCUUCAACUUGUACUGAGAAAUUUGAUUUGACAGUUAGUAAAAACCAUUCUUUAAAUUUAUCUAUAAACAAUCAAAUUGAUAACUCCUCACAAAAUGACUUGUCAAUUGUAAAAUUGUUACUAAGUGACUUAGUAGAGCAGGUUUCUAGUGACAGUAAUCAAAAAUCUCAUCCUCCAAUCUCACUAGUGGCGCCCUCGAUCAAUCUAGAUUCUUUGUCUUCGAGUGUUGGUUCUAAUGAAAUAAAAUAUUUAACAAAUACCAACUUAACAAAUUUUGGUUCUGCAGAAGAAAAAGGUUUCACAACAAAUGGAUCUACUGAGAAAGAAAAAAGUUUUUUAACAAUUGAAAAAGAAAGGUAUUCUGAAGAAGGAAAAUGUUUUGGCAAUUUACUUUCAACUUUUAAGAAAAAUUUAGUGCAACGUAAUUUUAAAAAUAAAGAAGAAAGAUAUCAAUAUAUAUCAAUAGCACAAAAAUGUUUAGAUGCUUUAGCUUUUUGCUUGCAGAGAUUUCCUGAACAUUAUAAAAGUCGCUAUAUGAUGUCAUACUUUUUUAUGGUUGAUAAUGAGUUCAAGAAUUUAAAAAUCAGUCGAAGCUUGCUACUUGGGGACUGUAUUGAAUCAAAUUUACAUUUUAAUUUAUCCUCCAAUGGAAUAAUCUCUAGUAAAAAGAAGACCAACUUAUUCCAGUACUUGUGGCGUAUUCCAGUCAAUGAAAUUGAUAGACCUGGAAGCUUUCUUUCUCAUGUGUAUUGUAUUGUAAAACUACUUUUGGAUAUUCUUUAUCAACUUGAUGAUACAUAUUUGCUUCUUCAUGUAGCAGCAUUUUUGCACAAGACGCCAGAGAAGGACAGGAAAUAUUUACAUGAUAAUGAUCGUGCUUAUCUUGCUAUAAAGGCUUUUGAUUUUCUUUUGGAUGUUCUAAAGAAGAAGCUAAACAAUGUUACCUCAGAUAACAAUGAAAAACAAAAACUAUUUUCUGAAACCUUUGCAGCUUUCAAGCAUUCUCAAAAACUUCAAGUAUCAAUGAAGACCGCAGAAUAUUUAUUGAUUGAAAGCUACCUUAAAAUGCACCCAGACAAGGCUAAUGUUGAAUUAAAGUUGGUUUUGGAAGAAGCCAUGAAAAUUUGUUAUCAAUUUUAAAAAAAAAUAUUGGAAUAUUAAGUAGAAAAUGUUUUAAGUUUAUAAAUACUAUAUUUAUUAUCUGUUAGUAAAACAAAUAUAAAACAUUGAAUGUAUAAAAAUG
Molecule: messenger RNA, 5163 nt
Organism: Hydra vulgaris (swiftwater hydra)
Lineage: Eukaryota; Metazoa; Cnidaria; Hydrozoa; Anthoathecata; Hydridae
Product: calcineurin-binding protein cabin-1
Biological process (GO): chromatin organization
Cellular component (GO): nucleus
Molecular function (GO): nucleosome binding; protein binding
Source: RefSeq, a predicted model, not a curated record